AUGUCUGGGAGGUAUAAUUCUCUAGGUUACAAGCCGUCGCUGACCUCUUUGAAUAACAAUCCCGGAACAAGUAUGGCGAGCCCAUCAGGUGCCACUGCCGGCGCCACCGGGGGCGGAAGGCCCUUCAGGCCCUGUGCAAAUUGUACCUGUUCGCCAGGGUUACUUUCAAGACAAGGAAGAAGGUCGUCGCUAUUUGUGAGGCAGCUGAUGGACAAACGGAAAGAACAGCUGGCGAAAGGGCUUGGUUCCAGAAGCAACGGUUCUGGAGAGUCUGUAUAUUCGUCUGACACAAUAUGUCAGGCGAGAAACGUGAACACAACCGAAAGACUUAAAGAGCUCAGAAAAAAAAUGAAGGAACACGAUCUAGGCGUGUACAUCGUGCCUAGCGAGGACGAGCACCAGUCUGAAUACGUGUCGGCCGCAGACCAGAGACGUUCCUUCAUUUCUGGGUUCACCGGGUCGGCUGGCGUGGCCUGCAUUUCCAGAGACCUUUUGAACUUCAACGACGAAGAUUCCGAGGGGAAAUCGAUUUUGAGCACCGACGGCCGCUACUUCAACCAGGCUUUACAGGAACUCGACUACAACUGGUCUCUGGUUAGACAAGGCGAGGAUUCGCUUACGUGGCAAGAAUGGUGUGUCAACGAGGCUAGCGAGAUGUCGCUCAGUCUGGGAGGCAGAGUAGUUAAGAUCGGCAUAGACCCCAAGUUGAUCAGCUACCGUGAGGUCACCGGGUAUGAAAAACUGAUUCGGAAGAAAACCUCAGAGACCACCAAGAGCAACGUUCAGUUUGUCGCCGUCACUGAGAAUCUCGUCGACGCUAUAUGGGGUCAAUUUGAGCCUUUGCCCGUUAGAGCUUGCAAUGACCUGAUUCACUUGAACCUGUCGUUCUCUGGCGAGAGUUUUGCCGACAAAAGGAAAAGAGUUCUAAGCAGGUUAUCAUGCACGAUUCCAAGCUGCGACACGUUUUGCGUGGUGGCUCUCGACGAAAUUUGCUGGCUGCUUAACCUGAGAGGAUCUGACAUUGCUUACAAUCCUGUGUUCUAUGCUUAUUUACUUCUCAGAGAAAAUGAGACGCAACUUUUCACCAACAAUCCCUUUGACGUCUCAAUCAAAAAGUAUUUCUCUGAGAGUAACAUAACGGUGAGACCUUACGAAGAGAUUUGGUCCGAAUUAGAAUCUACGGCCAGCGAAAUGGCACAAAAGUCGAAAAAAAUUGCCAUACCGUCCGGCUCUCCUUGGCAAAUCGUGCGAGUACUGCAAAAUUCAUCCUACCAAGAAAUUCAGUCUCCAGUCGAGCUAUUCAAGGCAGUGAAAAACGAAACAGAGAUUAAAAACGCCCGUGCUGCUCAAGUCAAGGACGGUGUUUGUCUAGCACAGUAUUUUGCUUGGUUAGAAGAACAAUUGACGGUCAAGGACUCUUUGAUAGAUGAAUACAGGGCUGCGUGCAAACUGCUCGAGAUCAGGAAAACUCAGCCCAAUUUCAGGGGCAACUCCUUCGAGACUAUCUCCUCUACAGGCGCUAACGCUGCCGUCAUACAUUACUCUCCUCCUGUAGAGAACUCUUCAAUGAUCGAUCCGAGCAAGAUAUACCUCUGCGACAGUGGAUCGCAGUUUUUGGAGGGAACCACUGAUAUAACGAGAACGCUCCAUUUCACGAAGCCCAGCAAAGAGGAAGUCGAUAAUUAUACUUUGGUUUUGAAGGGUAAUCUCGCUUUAGAAAGGCUUGUGUUUCCUUCAGGUACAUCUGGCUAUAAUAUAGAUGUUAUUGCGAGACAGUUUUUGUGGGAGCGUGGAUUGGACUACAGACACGGUACAGGCCAUGGUAUCGGAUCGUUUUUGAACGUGCAUGAGGGACCAAUAGGAAUUGGUUUUAGACCUCAUUUAGUGAACUUCCCUCUGGAAGCGGGCAACAUUAUUUCCAACGAGCCCGGUUUUUAUAAAGAUGGAGAGUACGGACUCAGAAUCGAGAAUGAUAUGCUAAUCAGCCAGGACGAAGGUCUCAGGUUCGGUGAACACUCCUUUUUGAAAUUCGAAAAUAUCACUAUGGUUCCCUAUUGCCGCAAACUAAUAAACGUCAAAAUGCUAACGCCUGAAGAGAAAAAUCAAAUUAAUCACUACCAUCGCCGCGUGUGGGAGUCCGUUGUGCAUUUUCUUCAACCACAGAGCAUUGCGUUCAAAUGGUUGAAGAGAGAAACUGCUGCGUUGUGA
Lachancea mirantina is the source of this 2208-nucleotide messenger RNA. The record is from the annotation of a GenBank genome assembly. NCBI's taxonomy places the organism in Eukaryota, Fungi, Ascomycota, Saccharomycetes, Saccharomycetales, Saccharomycetaceae.